AUGACUCCGGCGACAAGCAAAACCGGGCGAGCACGGCUGGAUGCCGGGAAGCCGACUGUCCUCCAAGUGGACAAUAAGUCGGCAAUCACAGUCGCCGAGGGCAUGGGGUUGACGGGCAACCUCAAGAACAACGACAACAACGACGACAGCAAUGACAGUAAUAAUGGCUAUUACCAUGACGCCGAUGAUGACGAUGAUAACAACAACAUCAUCAACAGCAAUAACAACAUCAACGACGACGACGACGACGACAACAAUGGCAACAAUGACAAUAACAACAACAACAAUUGA
This is a messenger RNA of Closterium sp. Yama58-4, 291 nucleotides long. The record is from the annotation of a GenBank genome assembly. Lineage: Eukaryota; Viridiplantae; Streptophyta; Zygnematophyceae; Desmidiales; Closteriaceae.